Fundulus heteroclitus (mummichog) is the source of this 1813-nucleotide messenger RNA. RefSeq names its product gastrula zinc finger protein XlCGF57.1. Gene Ontology annotation, cellular component: nucleus. Lineage: Eukaryota; Metazoa; Chordata; Actinopteri; Cyprinodontiformes; Fundulidae. The record is from RefSeq and is a predicted model, not a curated record. Bases 248 to 1675 code for a protein of 475 amino acids. The transcript has 2 exons.
ACGUCCAUCUUGACGUGGUUCCACAGUUCCUGUGGUUCUCGUAGCAAAGCAGGAGGUGUGAUGGUGUUGUUGUGUAGCUAAAGUUGCUGGUUUGAUGGCGGGUUGUGGUGCUUUAGGGCAACGUGUGAAUGUCUGUGGUGAAAAGGUGUUGGGUUGAGCCCCAGAGAGAGAUUAGCAACGAGCAGAAAGUGCUGCUGAAGAAAGAUUGACGGAGUUGAAAGAAGUCUUGGUGGAGCCGGAGGAAGAGAUGGAGGAUGAGCGCAGACUGCUGGAUUUCAGCCGGAUCCCCCUGAUAAUCUUACAGCGAAUAGAUCCCAACAAAUACUGUAUCUGUAAAAACGAGCCAACUCACACUGAGCUCAGCAACCAGGCAGGAAACUACACUUCAGAUGAAAUGGGACUCAAACCUGGGCAGACAAAAUGGGAGCAAAAGGAACCAGAACCAAUGCAGAUAAAACAGGAGCAAGGGAUUCCAAAACAAUUGCAGAUAAAAGAAGAGAAAGUAGAACUAGAACAUCAUCAGUUUAAAGAGGAAGAAAGUGAACAAUGCAUCAGUCACACUGAAAAGCAACUUGUGCUGAAACAGGAGCCUGAUAACAUUUUAAUGGUUCCAUCCAGUGUGCAAAGACUCUCCAAUGAAACUGAACAGAAAAGGAACCAACGCAUUUCUCAGGCCUCCCCUGAAGCUGAGAACCAGGAUCAGGAAGGAAACAACGAGGAACCGGAAAGAAGGAGAGAUGAGCUGAAGCAACAUGAGGGAUGUAAGAAAACCAAACUACAGAAAGGAACUGCUGACAUUUCAAAACAGAAAACUAAAAAGAAACCUCACCCUGACCAAAAUAUGGAUUCUUGUGAAAUUGGUUAUCAAAAAGUUUCUCAAAAAAGUCACUUGAGUACACACAUAAGAACAGAAAAGGCUAAGAAGCCUUUCUCAUGUAUGAGCUGUGGGAAACAGUUCCCCAUAAGAAGCUAUUUAAAAAUUCACAUGAGAAGUCACACUGGUGAGAGACCUUUCACAUGUGUAACCUGUGGGAAAGGUUUUGGACGGAAAGGCCAUUUAAAUCAUCACAUGAGAAGUCACACAGGUGAGAAACCUUUCACAUGUGUCACCUGUGGGAAAGGUUUUAGUCAAAAAAGCAGUCUAAAAAAUCACAUGAUAAUUCACACGGGUGAGAAGCCAUUCACAUGUGAAACCUGUGGAAAGGUGUACAGUGAUAAAAGUAGUUUGCGAACUCAUAUGAAAACUCACACAGGUGAGAACUCUUUCCCAUGUGUGAGCUGUGGAAAGAUUUACAGUGAAAGAAGUAGUUUACGUUAUCACUUGAAAAGUCACACAGGUGAGAAACCUUUCUCAUGUGUCACCUGUGGAAAAACCUUUAUUCUAAGAAACGUUUUAAAAACUCACAUGAGAAUUCACACAGGUGAGAAGCCUUUCACAUGUGUGACCUGUGGAAAAAGUUACACGGAUAGAAGCUGCUUAACUAAUCACAUGAAAACUCAUACAGGUGAGAAACCUUUCGCAUGUGAAACCUGUGGAAAAACCUUUAUUCUAAGAAGCAGUUUAAAAACUCACAUGAGAAUUCACACAGACGAGAAGCCUUUCUUAUGUGUGACCUGUGGAAAAAGUUACAGAGAUAGAAGAAGCAUAGACUAUCAUAUGAGAAAUCACAGAUGAGCAGUAUUUCUCGUGUACUGGAAACCUGUGGAAUAUAAUAAAAGAAGCAGUUUACCUGUUCACAUGACAAACCACACAUGAAAAAGCCAUUCUUCUUGAUGUUUAGUGAUAGAAAAUCAGGCAAAAAUCACAAAACUG